ACUCUUCGUCUGGGAGAUUCGUACGGCGAUGAUCAUUAAGCAACUGGAGGGACCUUCCACUGAAGGCGUGGUGAGCUUAACAUGGCACCCCCACGUCCCUGGGAUGAUUGCCAGUGUAUCGUCUGCAGGACUGUGCUAUGUGUGGAAUGCGAGUGUGCGUGAGAGCUGGAGCGCCUACACCACAGGCUUCACGGAACUGAAGUUCAAUAUCAUCUACACAGAGCGAGAGGACGAAUUUGACAGUGAGGUGCCUAUCACCAAGGAG
This is a messenger RNA of Sphaeroforma arctica JP610, 265 nucleotides long. RefSeq lists its product as hypothetical. Gene Ontology annotation, cellular component: Set1C/COMPASS complex. The transcript has a single exon. NCBI's taxonomy places the organism in Eukaryota, Ichthyosporea, Ichthyophonida. Gene Ontology annotation, molecular function: protein binding. The annotation marks the transcript as partial. The record is from RefSeq and is a predicted model, not a curated record.